ACACGCGGAUCGAAUUAGGCUCUCCGAGUCUCCGGUUCCCUCCUCUCGGCGGCGGCUCAGGUCCCUCUCCAUCUCCGGCGUGGCGCUUGGCGUCUGACCUCAACAAGCAAGAAAGCAAAUGGCAGGCGGCAGGGUUGCGCAUGCCACCCUCAAGGGCCCGAGUGUGGUGAAGGAGAUCUUCAUUGGACUGACCCUGGGUCUGAUCGCGGGAGGCAUGUGGAAGAUGCACCACUGGAACGAGCAGAGGAAGACUAGGUCCUUCUAUGACAUGCUUGACAAGGGCCAGAUCAGCGUUGUCGUCGAGGAGUAAAGAGUUCUUCCCAGUUAUUUUCAAAGAACUCUCUCGAGAGCAUGACAAAGUGAUUGCUUGCUGUGGAGAUUUGUCCUGGAAAUAAGCACAACCAUUUGGGAACACCAGAUUUUGUCGAAUUUUCCUUUCCUUUUGAUGAAUAUUUGAGCACGUCCAUGUCAAUACCAAACAUCUGGCCUUUUCUCUC
Molecule: messenger RNA, 497 nt
Organism: Zea mays
Lineage: Eukaryota; Viridiplantae; Streptophyta; Magnoliopsida; Poales; Poaceae
Exons: 2
Coding region: 119-310 (63 amino acids)
Source: RefSeq, marked validated